Messenger RNA from Thalassophryne amazonica, 3705 nucleotides. RefSeq names its product bicaudal D homolog 1a (gene bicd1a). Gene Ontology annotation, molecular function: dynein intermediate chain binding; cytoskeletal adaptor activity; dynein complex binding. Bases 285 to 3086 code for a protein of 933 amino acids. Gene Ontology annotation, biological process: positive regulation of receptor-mediated endocytosis; regulation of microtubule cytoskeleton organization; microtubule anchoring at microtubule organizing center. The record is from RefSeq and is a predicted model, not a curated record. Gene Ontology annotation, cellular component: cytosol; Golgi apparatus. The transcript is spliced from 10 exons. Lineage: Eukaryota; Metazoa; Chordata; Actinopteri; Batrachoidiformes; Batrachoididae.
UGACGCUCCACGUUUGUCAGUCAGCGGACUGAUCUACUGAUUUUGAUGCUUUUAGCGCCGUUUACCUUCUGUGGUGCGUUUCCUUUUAAUAUUCUACAAACAAACAAUAUUUUAAAUUAACCAUGAGGGUUUUCGCUGAAGUUUUUAUAUCCUGCCCGCGCUGACGGACAGCAGAGGAGGCAGACAUCCAGCUUCACAGCCUCCGCCCGCCCGCCUCCCUCAGUCCGUCCGCGGGGAGGAGGAACCGCAGAGCGGCAGGAGGAGGACGCAGACAGAGAGGGGCGAUGGCCGCCGGGGGAGGAUGCGGAGAAACGGUGGAUCAGUACCGGGCCGAGGUGGAGCGGCUCACCCAGGAGCUAGCCGAGGCCAACCGAGAGAAGAUCCGGGCGGCGGAGUGCGGCCUAGUGGUACUGGAGGAGAACCAGGCGCUGAAACACCGGUACGCCGAGCUGGAGUCCGAGCAGGAAGCGCUCAGGAAGGAGCUGGAGCAGCUGCAGGAGGCGUUUGGCCAGGCUUACUCCACCCAGCGUAAAGUUGCAGAGGACGGAGAAACCAAUGAGGAGACGCUGCUGCAGGAAUCGGCCUCAAAGGAGGCCUACUACACAGGCCGUCUGCUGGAGCUGCAGACCGAGAUGACACUCAGCCGCUCUGUGGCCUCCAAUGCCCAAGCAGAGAACGAGAGGCUAAAUGCACUUCUGCAGGAGCUUCGAGAGACAAAUGAGAUACUGGAACUGCAGAGAUGCCGGAUGAGAGAGGAAAUCAAGGAAUACAAGUUCAGAGAGACACGAUUGCUUCAGGAUUACACUGAGCUGGAGGAGGAGAACAUCACGCUGCAGAAACUAGUCUCUACACUCAAACAGAGUCAGGUUGAGUACGAGGGAUUGAAACAUGAAAUUAAAGUGCUGGAAGAGGAGACUGUUCUACUGAACAGCCAGCUCGAGGAUGCACUGCGCCUCAAGGAAAUCUCAGAGGGUCAGUUAGAAGAGGCUCUGGAUGCCCUCAAGAGUGAGCGUGAGCAGAAGAACAAUCUGAGAAAGGAACUGGCCCACCACCUCAGCCUAAGUGACAGUGUGUACGGAGCAGGAGCUCACCUGGCGCUCACUGUCACCGCCGUUGAAGGACUCAAGUUUUCUGAGGAGACCAGUGGAACAAAUGUCACCAACAGUGGUGUUAUUACAGCUAAUGGAAGCAACGAGGACAGUAACCGCUGCAAUGGCCACCUCCAUGGAAGCGCAGGCUUGGCCAAGAUCAACACAGACUACCGGCCGGCCCGGAAAGCAGAAGGACUGCACCCUGUGCCAGAUCUGUUCAGUGAACUUAACCUGUCUGAGAUGCAGAAACUCAAACAGCAGUUGCUGCAGAUGGAGUGUGAGAAGGCUGCACUGCUAAUGAACAUGCAGGAGACCCAAACCCAGCUGCAGCAUACGCAAGGCGCUCUGACUGAGCAGAAUGAGCGCGUCCAUCGCCUCACAGAACACGUCAGUGCCCUGAAACGUCUCCACGGAGACAAGGAGCUUGAAGACCCACAAGAGAGUGAGAAGCCAGACAGUGGGCCCGUAUCGCCACCAAUCAACGGCCACCAUGAUCCGGAUAUCCACGGAUUUGAGAUCCUUGAGUGUAAGUACAAAGUGGCAGUGACAGAGGUGAUCGACCUGAAAGCAGAGCUCAAAGCCCUGAAGGAGAAAUAUAACCAAGCCGUGGAGGUGCAAGGAGACAGCCACAGUGACGACAGAGUGCAGGCGCUGAAUGACCAGCAGGUCGCUCAUUUGGAGUGUAGCUGCCAUGAGGCCCGGGAACGGGUGGCAAGCCUGGAGGCGGAGCUCCGAGCAGCCACAGGCAUGGCCACAGAGAGCCAGAGCAUGCUAAACACCGCACAGGAUGAGCUGGUAACCUUUAGCGAAGAACUAGCACAGCUCUACCACCACGUUUGCCUGUGCAACAACGAGACGCCCAACCGUGUCAUGCUGGACUACUACCGGCAGAGCCGCGUCACCCGCAGCAGUAGCUUAAAAAGUUCUGAAGACCCCCGUGCUUUGCUCACACCUCGCCUGGCACGACGCCUUGCAGCAGUGUCUGCUGCAUGCUCCUCCGAGACGUCACGCAGUCCAUCGGACUCCCCUUCCAGAGAUGCCCAAAACACUGAGACAACAAACAAUGGGGUGGAGUCCCUGUCCUGUCAGGGGAGCCCGUCUCGUGCCUCUAUGGGCUCCCCAGUCAUCAGCAUCUCUCCAUCACCAUCUCCUGUGUCCUCAGAGGCAGGUGGAGACCUCCGGAAGGAGCCCAUGAAUAUCUACAACCUUAAUGCCAUAAUUAGAGACCAAAUCAAGCACCUGCAGAGGGCUGUAGACCGCUCGCUGCAGCUGUCCAGGCAGAGGGCUGCAGCCAGAGAACUGGCACCGAUGCUCGACAAGGACAAAGAGUCCUGCAUGGAGGAGAUUCUGAAGCUCAAGUCCUUACUCAGCACUAAGCGGGAACAGAUAGCCACGCUCAGGCUCGUGCUCAAGGCCAAUAAACAGACAGCAGAGGUCGCACUGGCUAAUUUGAAGAGUAAGUACGAGAAUGAAAAGGCCAUGGUGACAGAGACCAUGAUGAAGCUGAGGAACGAGCUGAAGGCUCUGAAAGAAGACGCCGCCACCUUCUCCUCUCUCAGGGCCAUGUUUGCCACCAGAUGUGACGAGUACGUUACCCAGCUGGAUGAGAUGCAGAGGCAGUUGGCAGCGGCGGAAGAUGAGAAGAAGACAUUGAACUCCCUCCUGCGUAUGGCGAUCCAGCAGAAACUGGCUUUGACUCAGCGCCUGGAGGAUCUGGAGUUUGACAACGAACAGACCCACCGUGGCCGCGGUGCUAAAGUGCCCAAAAUAAAAAGCAGCCCGCCUAAAUUUCUUGUAGAUUGUCAGCAGCCUGCUGCCUCAGUAUCGUCGUUCUCCCCACAACUGAGGAGAGGGAGAACCUCCUUAGCUCGCAGUCCUAAUAUCUUGGCAGACUUCCAGGAACACCAAGUAGUCCUCUCCAGCAGUGGAAGCCUUCUCUCCCCCUGUGACCCUCGUAAUUGCCUGACUCAGCAACCCCAGCCCCCCGGAAUAUAAACUCGCACCUCCACCCAGGUCUGAUAUGGGCCCUGCAGAGACAGAGACACUUUAAAUAGGGGUUCAGGUUCACGGACCCCUGGCCGAGCAAUCCACCCUGGUGCCUACUGGUCUCUGUGAUGUCUAAAAUCUUCCCUCCCAGGUAGAUGGGUCGCAGAUGAGGACCUGUCUUCUCUCCUGUGGAAGUGACAUCCUGUCCUGGAAACAGAAAACAUGGGACUAAACUGUGGCACAAAAGCCUAACGGACAAAUCACAGGGAAUGUUAUUCACAUUAGUAUUUAUUAUUUAUUUACAUGCUGAUUUGUGACAGAUUUCUGAGAUAUUUAUUACUGGAAUAUUUGUUUUUUUUUCCCAUGUUUGUUGGUCAUUCUCUGACAUGUAAAUUGAGACCGAUUUUAAUGCGCUGGUGUAAACUCGAUCACACAAAUGGCCAAUUUUGUUCUCUUCCACAAUGUGGCUAAAAAAAACACCUAAAGCUACAGUGUGUAGGAUUUAGUGCCAUCUAGUGGUGAGGUUGCAUAUUGUAUUACUCUGUUACUGGUCACGUUAUUGUUUUCCUUCAGGUUUCACUUCUUUUGCAAUGGGGAUUCACGCUCCCUUGACUUCUCUUGUGAUAAG